CGCGAAGCAGGAAGCGAAAGAGGCGGUUUGAAUUUUAUUUUACUUCGAUUAUCCAAAAUGUUCAAAACCGGUUUAAACAUGUAGAAUUACUGCUUGCAUAUCAGAUAUUUUAAUAAAAACUGGGAACAACAAAUAAAAUAUUUAGGGAAAUAAAAAGACUACGAUAAAAUACAGUUCAAAAGAUCGAGAUAAAAUUUAUCAAAAUGGUUUAUCUGCUAUACACAGGAAUAAUUUAACGACAGUUUUUAGAAGAAAAUAUUUCCCCCCUUUUUUUAUUUCAAGGAUCUUAAGUACAGUUAAUUCAAAGGUGCUAUUUUUGUUUAUAAAAAUUAAACAAAAUCGUAUAAAUACAGAGUAAAGUGUUUGUUUUUUUGUUUUUUGGGGGGUUUGUUUGUUUGUUUGUUUGUUUUUGUUGUUUUUUUUGGCUGUUUAUUUUUUUAUUAUUUAGUUAUUUUAAUUAUUAUUAUUAUUAUUAUUUUAAAUUUGGUAAGUUUAGUUUUUUCUUUGUUUUGUUUUGUUUAAUUUGCCAUCAUUUUUUUUAUUUAUUUUUUUAUUUUAUUCUUACAAAAUAUUAGUUAUAUUUAUUGUUGUUGAUUAAAUUGCCUUGAACUGAAAGUGAAUCCAGCUGUAACAGCAGAUAUCGAUGUUCCAUUUUAAUCUGAUUUAAACAAUUAUAUGUUUCUAUGUUAAAGUGGGACAUAUUAAGUCCACGUGGGAACAGUGUUUAGAUAAAACUCUCCUGUACUAUAAAUCUUUAUGGCCAGGUUUUAGGUCAAAGUCUCCUCAGUGCAGUAUGUAUUUCUGCUGCAGAGAUGUAAACAAAACAUGUUAUGACUGAUUACAACAAGCAACUGUGCGUUAACAACAGAAUUUACAGCUCCAGUUUUCACCAGAAAAAAAGGUGUCAAAGCUUCUGUUUUCACUGACCUUUGUACAUGAAUCAGUGCUUGAUAAUUUACAGAACUAUGAAGAAUAAAUUGAGGAGAAUUAAAUUUGUUAAACUGUAUUUUAAUCUCAACCAUUCCUUAUGAUUUAGAAACACUUUGCAGAAAAUACUGCAGGCAAAUGUGCAAAAAUACAACGAUGCAGUGCACUUAAAAGAGGAUAAAAUGCGUAUUAGGGUGUCCUUGAAUUUAUGUAAUAUAAGAUGCAUUGCACUCUGUGAAGCUAAAUGCAUAUUAGUUUCUACAAGCACUGCAUGAACACACAUUCAGUAAUGCUGACUGGAACUGCUGGAAAAUUACUUAAAGUGACUCCAACUAACGUUAAAGGUAACUUCAAACAGGGGGCAGUGAAGCACCUCAAAGCUGUUUGUCAACCACUAAUAAACAACACAAGAAGAAGAAGAGGAAGAGGAGGAGAAGGUGGAGUAUUUCUGGACAAGCAGGAGUCACCUGUAGCCAUGGCAGACACAAAUCUGGGUGAGUUAAACUUCAGAAUAAACUAAAAAAAAAACUAAGAGAACAGCAAAACUAGAACUUUUAUUAAACACCUCAUUAAUUAACCGUAUAACUGAUCUCAUGAGAAAACUCAGUUUGUCUCAGACUUCUGCAGCCUUGACAGAGUUUCUGAUGUGCUGCUUAAAACCAUUUAGAGUUAGAAAUGAGUAUGAACAACAGUUUCUGCAGAGACACCGGUCUGUGGAGAAGGAAACGGUCUGUUGAAAUGAUUGUUGUUUUUUCUAAUUUCAGACAGACUUCCUGGUUUUAAGUUUCAGCAUGGACUCACAUUUAUGGUUUCCUCUGUCCUCUUAAAGAGACAGCAGCAGGAUUUUAUACGGCAGAAACUGUGUUUUUAUUCAAACGAGGAAAGAAGUACACAGAAACUGAACAAUUACAGAAUGUGAAGUGUGUCAAAAGUGAAAGUACUGCACUCAGAAGAAGUCGAGUUCAGAUUUAUUAUGUUAUUAAACUCGUACCAACUGUAAAAGCUGAAUGUGUAACUAUAAGGUAUGCAUGCAGCAUGUAUGCAGCAGUAUUUGAUUUACAUUUAAUACAAUAUCUACAAAAUAACAGAAAACUACAGCUAUCAAAUCAGUUUAAUGAAGUUUAAAAUACAUGUCUUCCUUUUUUGACAACUUUUAGUAGUUGAAUGAGAAUGAGUAUAUCAGCAAAAUGAGCUUUUUGUUUUUAUCUGUCUUUUUAUUAUUAUUAUUAUUAUCAUUAUUAUUAUUAUUAUUAUUAUUAUUAUUGUGAAAGCUCACGUUUGUGUUUCUUAUCCUCCAUGUUUUCUUUUUUAGGUGUCUCUGCUACAGUGAAGAUGAUCCUUCAGAGCGCAGCGGCCGGUUUUGCUUUCGGAGAAGCCGCGUUAUUCGCGUUAGACCCCACACUGACUAAAGAUGGCGUCCUGUUGAGCGCAGCCACAGCGGCUGCAGAACGAAUCGGCUCCACAGGUGUCGGGGUCGUGAUCAUGUGCCUUGUUUUCACCUCCUUGCUCAUUUCUCUGGGCUGUGGUUUCCUCCUCGCCGCGGUGGUGAUGAAGCUGGGGACUAAAGUCGGAGUGAGGUUGCCGUGGUUACUGGGGGUCACAGCAGGAGCGUCACUCGUGGUGGGCGCUGUUGGACCUGGAGUUCUAGUGGGCCUCCUUCCACCGUGGAUCUACUUCGCAGCCCAGGGCGUUCUGGUCCUCGUCGUCUACUCGCGCUCCAACAUGAACGACAUGACCACGGCGCUCCUCAUCAUCUUCAGCACGCUCUACCUGAGCGUCGUUUACGGGAGAACGGGUUUUAUAGCGGGACUCUUCAGUAUGUUAUUCACCAUCUCCGUGCUUUAUGGCGUUCGACAAGCCGUAAAGGGGAGGACUAACAUCGGACCGCUAUCUAAGAGGGGGUGCAGACUGCUGGAGGGGGUCGUCUUCGUCUCCGUGUUUGUCGGGAUUCUGGGAUUUUUCGUAGGAGUGAGCGCAGGUAUUACAGGAAGAGGAGUUGAAGGAGAGGUGGUUGUCAUGCUGCGUUCAGUCCUCUGGGUGGCGUUUCUGUUCGGAGGGCUGCUGGGAGCCGGUCUGGGAACUGUGGCCAUGGUCGGACUCGGGCAAGAAGUGUCUGGAAAGGUCGCCGUAGGAGCCGCCGUGUUAUCAUCUGUUGCCUUCAGAGUCAUUCUCGCAGCGUCUCUAGGGGCCCGAAGCAGCACAGGGGGGAUGCUGGGAGCCACGACAGCUGCAGGGGUGUCACUCGGAGCUGCGAGCAUCUCUGCAAAUCGAGCUUUUGCAUCCAGGAACUCUGCGUUGGCUGUUCUGGGUGCAGUUGCUGGAGGUGCAUUUCUAUCAACACACGAUCUGGGACUGAAAUAUUCCACACCAACGACAUCAGAACUCGUGACGAUUAUCCUUGUUGCAGUGGUGGCCUUUAUCCUGGGCGCACCGAACAGCCCGUUCAACACUGUGGUGAAUCUACGAUCCACGGGCCUCCUCACAGGGUCAGAGCUGCUUCAAAAAAUCGGCAUGGAGACCGUCACCGGGGUAGCGGCGCCGGUCGGAAGUGGGGCACUCGGGGCCGCGGCGCUGGGUACUGCGGCUCUGGGGAAACUGGGAACUGUGGGAGUUGCGGUGGCCAUACUGAUGGCGUUGGUCGGUACGCUCACUGCUGUGACAGAAAAAUCACAGACUGAGGAAGAUGAUGAACACACAGACUGAUGAUUGAUUUCUCCCACCUGUGGACAGGUGUGGGGAUCGAUCUGAGAAGUUUUACCGUCAAAUGAAUGUGAACGAAUGUUGUGCCUUUUUUUUAAUGUCCUGAUUUUACAUGAAAAACAGAUCCUUGUUGUCCAAACUUGACUACUGUGUUUAUAUUUCUUGACAAUCUGUUGGAUAAUAAAUGACUCAACCUGAACCUCUGAA
Messenger RNA from Xyrichtys novacula (pearly razorfish), 3834 nucleotides. NCBI's taxonomy places the organism in Eukaryota, Metazoa, Chordata, Actinopteri, Labriformes, Labridae. The record is from the annotation of a GenBank genome assembly.